AAGUCGGAAUUCUGCUCGUAUUUCUCAAUUUUCUCCAACAGAACUCAACUUCUAUGCAAUAAAAAUACCAUAUUCAGAAUCAGAAUCAAAAGUCGAGCCGACAGUUAUGUAUCUCUGUCCUAUCUGAGUACUUUUAAUUUUUUCACAUUUUCACGCUGAAAAAUCAUUGAUAUUUUCACCCAAACCCUGAAAAUCAAGUAAAAAUUCCAAAAUACAUAUCAGUCGAUUCAACUUUUGAUUCUAAUUCCGAAUAUGGUAUUUUUAUGCCAAAGAAGUUGAGUUCUGUUGGAGAAAAUUGAGAAAUACGAGCAGAAUUCCGACUUUUUCGCCUCUAAUUUAGAAAAAAACCCAUAGAAACCAGAAUCGCAUGAUAUAGAAGCAUUGUCAAAACAUACAUUUGUUUAAUUUUUAGUCCUCUAUCAAAUGGCGUUUGAACCAAGUUUCCAUCUCUUUUCUGAGCUGAGUCAUUUCAAUUUUAAGAAAAGUUGAAUUUUUGAAAUUUUAAAUUAAAGUCAAAAAUUGAAAGUUUGACUUGGAAACAUGCUUUUUUCUUCAAAAUAUUCUUCUUUCAACACUGAAUCCAAAUAUCAUCUUCAAAAUGUUCCAUCUCUUAACGGUGAUUUUUAAAAGUCAUUUCAUUCAACAUCUAUAUGCCAAAACCACGGUUUUCGGGAAGUCCUGCUUCCAAAGGUUUUCGAGAGAACUUUCUACAGAAAAAAAGAAAGAAGACAUCCUGAAAUCUUUAAUCCCUGAGUUUCACUGAAUUUGGUCCGGUUGUUCCAUAGAUAGUUUCUCAUGCAAGACGCCUAUUGCGCUUUUACUCAUUGUAGGUUUUUUUUCUUCACUGGAAUUUAGUUGUAAAUGUACCCAUGUAAUCCAAAUAAAUACUUCACAACAAAUUCCAGGUUCCAAACAUCGUGAGAUCAACAUUCGUGCACAAAUCGGCAAGUAUAAGUAGAAAGAAUUAUUGUCUUGUAAAUAAAAAAAAUUUAAACAAAAAUACAAUUGCAUUAUAAUUAUUUGCCAAAAAAGAUUUUACGAGACAUUUGUUUUGAAGGUGUACACAUAGCUGGUGUUGAUCGAGGUGGUUUGUAUAAAUUGUUUGGAAUAAUGAAUAUACCACCACCGGUUGAUGAAGAUCAUUAUACACAUUUAGAUAAAUAUAUAUUACCAUUUGUUACUCAAUGUGAAAAUGAAUCAAUGAAAAAUGCUGUGAAAAGUGGUGAUACAACUGAUUUAACUGUUAGUGGCGAUGGAUCUUGGCAAAAGCGUAGCUUUUCUAGUGUUCAUGGUGUUUCCACCAUUAUUUCAUCAAACACACCAGCCAAAAUAAUUGAUACUAUUUGUUAUCCCAAAAAAUGCUCAAUAUGUCAAGGUGCCCUUAGCAUAAAUCAUUCUGAUAAAGAAAAAUAUAAACAUAUUAUCAAAAACCAUGUAUGUGAAGCAAAUUUCAUUGGUUCNGACAUAUACAUCGGUGAUGGUGAUUCUAAGAUAAUGCCACGAUUACGCGAAGUACCACAAUAUGAUAACGUUGAAAUUCAAAAAAUCGAAGAUAUAAAUCAUUGGUCAAAGAAAAUGUUGAAUAGAUUAGAAAAAAUAAAAAAUGAAUUAAAAGACACAAUUAUUGAUGGAAAAAAAGGAACUGGUGGCAGAGGAAGAAUGACAAAGGCAAUUAGUGAGAAUAAAACAAAUUUAGAAAUGAUGGUCAAAAGAACAUGGGGAAUAUAUAAACAUAAAGCCUCAACAAACGAAGAACCAUAUCAUGAGUGGUAUGAUCCAAAAUGUUGUGGUUACUGGAAAAGUUUACAAUUAGGUAAAAAUGGCUAA
Didymodactylos carnosus is the source of this 1827-nucleotide messenger RNA. The record is from the annotation of a GenBank genome assembly. NCBI's taxonomy places the organism in Eukaryota, Metazoa, Rotifera, Eurotatoria, Philodinida, Philodinidae.